Molecule: messenger RNA, 2250 nt
Organism: Drosophila rhopaloa
Lineage: Eukaryota; Metazoa; Arthropoda; Insecta; Diptera; Drosophilidae
Product: retinol dehydrogenase 12
Exons: 4
Coding region: 638-1849 (403 amino acids)
Source: RefSeq, a predicted model, not a curated record
UGCGGUGUUAAAAAAUAAACGAAAUCCAUUUUGCAUUUAAAGAAAACCCUGCUCGUGAAGCUGUUAAAAACUCGAAAACAAUAACGUGCUACGAAUCGGAAUGCCAAAAGAGAGAAACAGGCAGAGCGAAAGAAGAGAAGACCGCAAAAGGCAGCGAAGCGAGCGCGGCUUAAAGAACGAGUGAGCAAAACAAACAAGCCGAGGAAAAAGAAAAAAAACGACGUUUCAAGUGAAAGUCGAACACAUAAACAGAAAAGGAGAAGAGGAGAAGGCGAACAGCAAAUUGGUUAUUUCUGACGCGUUAACACGGCUCGGAACCGCUGGAACUCAAAGUCAGGCGCCGAGCAAUUGGAGUCCACGGCAGUCAGUUGGCCAAGAUCGCGCGAGAGGCUUAGACACGCAGCACUAACCCAGUAACCAGACAUUCAGAUCGGUCUCUACUAAGUGAUCGAGUAAAUAUAGUAAGCCUUAGCUCGGGAAAUGUGCGAAAUCGCCACCUGACAGCCCAAAAGUUUGGUAACACCGAAGUAACACCAGUUCCCAGCAUUGUAGCAGCCAAAACAAUAUCAAAUUGAAUCCGAUUGCCCGAAGAUAGCCGCAGUGAAACCAGAGAAUCAACUCGAUCGUUUUGCCAGCUAUGUCGGAGGCUGCCACGCCCCCAGGAUCAGGAACUGAACGAGGAGCAGUCCCAGGAUCGGUAUUUCCACCUGGUUUCGAUCCCACCGCCGAAUCGGCAGAGAAGACCCUGUGCUUCCGUGGCUUUUGGGCCUGGGCGGUGCUAAUUCUUCUGAUCGCCAUCUGCGUUUCGGUCUUCAUGUGGCUGCUGCGCAAGUGCAUCCAAGGUCCGGCCUACCGGAAGGCCAACAGAAUCGAUGGCAAGGUGGUGAUCGUCACCGGCUGCAAUACGGGAAUUGGCAAGGAGACGGUCCUGGAGCUGGCCAAGCGAGGUGCCCGGGUGUACAUGGCAUGUCGGGAUGCGGGACGUUGCGAGGCCGCCCGUCUGGAGAUCAUGGAUCGCAGUCACAACCAACAGCUCUUCAAUCGCACCUUGGAUUUGGGCUCCUUGCAGUCGGUGAGGAAUUUCGUGGAGCGAUUUAAGGCGGAGGAGUCGCGAUUGGAUUUACUAAUUAACAAUGCUGGGAUAAUGGCCUGUCCGAGAACCUUAACCACCGAUGGUUAUGAGCAGCAGUUCGGAGUCAAUCAUCUGGGACACUUCCUCCUCACAAAUCUUCUACUAGAUCGAUUGAAACAAAGUUCCCCCAGUCGAAUUGUGGUGGUCAGUUCGGCGGCUCAUCUGUUUGGACGAAUUAACCGAGAGGAUUUGAUGAGCGAGAAGAAGUACGGCAAGUUCUUUGGAGCCUAUAGUCAGUCCAAGCUGGCCAAUAUCCUGUUCACCCGCAAACUGAGCACGAUCCUCAAGGACUCGCGGGUAACGGUGAACUGUUGUCAUCCGGGCGUGGUGCGCACGGAGCUGAAUCGCCACUUUGCAGGACCCGGCUGGAUGAAGAGUGUCCUGCAGACGGGCUCCCUGUACUUCUUCAAGACCCCGAAAGCGGGGGCGCAGACCUCGCUGAGAUUGGCCCUAGAUCCGGGAUUGGAGGGCUCAACUGGUGGCUACUAUUCGGACUGCAUGCGCUGGCCCUUGGUGCCCUGGGCUCGGAAUAUGGAAACCGCCGACUGGUUGUGGCGGGAAAGUGAAAAAUUGGUGGGACUUCCGCCGAUAGAGCCACCACCGUCCAACCAAAAUCAAAACCCAACCCAAAACAGUAAUGGCACCCAAAAUGGUGGUGCUGCCAAUGGAACCCGGGAAAUGCAGUCCGUCGAAACAGUGGUGGUCAACCGUUCGUAAUCGUAGUCAAACGUCCUUGAGACAAAGGGUUCCAUCCAGUACAGACCUUACUCUUAAUUUAUUCUUAAUAAUAUUGCGUGUUUAAGUACCCUUGGGAGUCUUCCCAAACAAUUAACAGUCGAUUUCGAAACAAGGCCAAGUCCGUUUGUUUUUUUGAGCAAGCUUAAGUCUUAAUUUUAUAGAAGAAAUUCUUUAGAAUUAUGAAGAGCCCGGAAAAACUUUAUACGUAUACUUAAUAUUGGUGGUAUGGCCAAUAAAAAUAGGUCAACCUACUACUAAGUUUCCAAGGGUAUUUGGUCUUCGGUCAUCGAAGUUAGCUUUUUAAUACUCUUAUUUUUUUGUUUUAUUCUGUACAUAAUUUUAAGCAAAAGAAAACCCAUUAAAAUAAAAGUUUAACCUGA